Messenger RNA from Microstroma glucosiphilum, 985 nucleotides. Its product is annotated as alpha/beta-hydrolase. NCBI's taxonomy places the organism in Eukaryota, Fungi, Basidiomycota, Exobasidiomycetes, Microstromatales, Microstromataceae. The coding region runs from base 38 to 985 and encodes 315 amino acids. The transcript has 4 exons. The record is from RefSeq and is a predicted model, not a curated record.
CCACACUCCGGCUCUCACACUAGCUUGCUCCACAGCAAUGGUACAUACACAACAUCACAAGACGGCCGACGGAGCCUCGAUUGCCUAUCGGAUUCAUGGGAGCGGAAAAGGGGUUCCAUUGGUAUUGAUCAUGGGCUUGUCGGGGGUCAUGGACGAUUGGAGUCCGCUGGUGGAGGAGCUUGCAAAGUCUCGCAAAGUUCUCAUUUCGGAUCACAGAGGAAUUGGCGAGUCUACUGUACCUGAAGACUGGGAUUCGGAUCUCAACCACGACGUCAUGAGCGACGACAUUCUCUCCGUCCUUGCCGCGCUAGGUUCAGACUGGUCCACUCUCGACAUUCUCGGUUGGUCCAUGGGCGGGCACAUCCUUCAACGUCUCCUCACCCGUCCCGACUCGACGGUGACCACGCGCGGAACCAUCGAACUGCUCAAGGGCAAAGUGGAAGUGCGGAAAGCGAUCUUGGCGGCUACCAUGACCAAGAUGCCUCGAGGAGACAUCAACAUGGCCCAGAUGCAAGAGGAAGCGGGCAAGAUCAAGGAUGGCAAGAAGCGUAAGCGAUGGGCAACGGAGCAAAUGCUUGCGUACCAGUACGACGUCGCCUCCCUCGAGAAGGACGAGCGGCUCAACAAGAUCAUGCAGGACCGCAUCGAGGUGUCCCUGAAUACGACGAGACCCCAGGAGAUGAUAGCAAUGCAGGCUGGAGCCAUUGGCCAGUAUCGCUCGCGCGAUGAUCUGGGAAGGAUACCGGAGAGUGUACCGGUGCUGAUCAUUCACGGGAAGUUGGAUAGGAUGGUGCAUUACAAGGAGAGUGAGCCUUUCGAGAAGGGCAUCGCCCACGCGAAGAGAGUCGACCUCAGUGAUGGAGUCAAGGAGGCCCAGGACGGGCAAUAUGGACAUUUUUGGUUCGACUACUUUGAGCCCAGCUUUUGGGCGGGCAAGAUCAACGCCUUCUUGGACGGCAGCACGGCCACACAAGCAAAGCUGUAG